CUCGGCGGCCGAACGGGCUGGACGGGCGGGACUGACGGGAGGGGAGGACGCAGAGGACCCGCGCGAGCGCUGGCUGGGCGCUGGCCACGUCCGCCUCCGCCACAGGCUGCGCUCCAAAGGCAGUGCCCCAACCCGGAGCCGGCCCCGCCCGGGGGACACCGCCCGGUGGCCGACGAGGUCGUCAGUUCUGCCCUGUCUUCCAGACCCGGAGGACCUAGGCUCCCGGACGGCAAGGAACCGCCCAACAUGGCAUCGGAGAGCGGAAAGCUGUGGGGUGGCCGGUUUGUGGGCGCAGUGGACCCCAUCAUGGAGAAGUUCAACUCGUCCAUCACCUAUGACCAGCACCUCUGGGAGGUGGACGUGCAGGGCAGCAAGGCCUACAGCCGGGGCCUGCAGAAGGCGGGGAUCCUCACCAAGACCGAGAUGGACCAGAUACUCCAGGGCCUGGACAAGGUAGCUGAGGAGUGGGCCCAGGGCACCUUCAAACUAAACCCCAAUGAUGAGGACAUCCACACGGCCAAUGAGCGGCGUCUGAAGGAGCUCAUCGGUGAAACCGCAGGGAAGCUGCACACAGGACGAAGUCGGAACGACCAGGUGGUCACAGACCUCAGGCUGUGGAUGCGGCAGAACUGCUCCACGCUCUCUGCCCUCCUCCGGGAGCUCAUCAGAACCAUGGUGGAUCGGGCAGAGGCGGAACGUGACGUCCUCCUCCCAGGGUACACGCACCUGCAGAGGGCUCAGCCCAUCCGCUGGGGCCACUGGAUCCUGAGCCAUGCUGUGGCACUGACCAGAGACUCUGAGAGGCUGCUGGAGGUGCAGAAGCGGAUCAACGUCCUGCCCCUGGGGAGCGGGGCCAUCGCAGGCAACCCUCUGGGUGUGGACCGGGAGCUGCUCCGAGCAGAACUGAACUUUGGGGCCAUCACUCUCAACAGCAUGGAUGCCACCAGUGAGCGAGACUUUGUGGGUGAGUCCUGGGCGCUAGCCCGCCCGCCCUCCAGGGCCAGUCCCCUGCAGUGCGUGCUGCCUUUGUCCCCCCGCCCUGCCUCCUCUCCAGCUUCCUACCACCCCCGUAUGGCCCACCGGACCUUCUCCAGGCUGGGUGAGGGGCAAGGCCUGGUGACCAGACAGCCUGCUCUCCCUCUCCUCCCACAAGCUGAGUUCCUGUUCUGGGCUUCGCUGUGUAUGACACACCUCAGCAGGAUGGCCGAGGAUCUCAUCCUCUAUGGCACCAAGGAAUUCAACUUGGUGCAGCUCUCAGACGCCUACAGCACUGGAAGCAGCCUGAUGCCCCAGAAGAAAAACCCAGACAGCCUGGAGCUGAUCCGGAGCAAGGCGGGGCGAGUGUUUGGGCGGUGUGCUGGGCUCCUGAUGACCCUCAAGGGACUUCCGAGCACCUACAACAAGGACUUACAGGAGGACAAGGAAGCCGUGUUUGAAGUGUCCAACACCAUGAGCGCCGUCAUCCAGGUGGCCACUGGCGUCAUCUCUACACUGCAGAUUCACCGUGAGAAUAUGGCACGGGCUCUUAGUCCUGACAUGCUGGCAACUGACCUCGCCUACUACCUGGUCCGCAAAGGGAUGCCAUUCCGCCAGGCCCACGAGGCCUCCGGGAAAGCCGUGUUCAUGGCCGAGACCAAAGGGGUCGCCCUCAACCAGCUGUCGCUGCAGGAGCUACAGACCAUCAGCCCCCUGUUCUCGGGAGACGUGAGCCACGUGUGGGACUACGGACACAGCGUGGAGCAGUACACAGCCCUGGGGGGCACCGCACGCUCCAGUGUCGACUGGCAGAUUGGGCAGGUGCGAGCUCUCCUAGGGGCACAGCAGGCCUAGAGCCCUCCCCAUGCCUCUCCCAAAUAAAGUGGGCCCAAGAGGA
This is a messenger RNA of Lagenorhynchus albirostris (white-beaked dolphin), 1873 nucleotides long. RefSeq names its product argininosuccinate lyase (gene ASL). Gene Ontology annotation, molecular function: argininosuccinate lyase activity. Gene Ontology annotation, cellular component: cytosol. The record is from RefSeq and is a predicted model, not a curated record. The transcript has 15 exons. The coding region runs from base 247 to 1830 and encodes 527 amino acids. Lineage: Eukaryota; Metazoa; Chordata; Mammalia; Artiodactyla; Delphinidae.